GGCUGCAAAGCACUGCAGUAGAGAACUGCUUGUACUCUGAUUUGAACAACUCCAAGCAAAAUUCACAAUAUGAGGCUGUCUGUGUCUCUCCUGCUGAUCACUCUGGCCCUUUGCUGCCAUGAGGGCAAUGCUGUCGUCUGCCCAGCUGUUCUUGCUGAACACACAGUAUUUCUGCUGGGUACUCAAACCCAGUUCAGAUUACUACUGGCUAAGUUCAAUGCACCACCAGAGGCUUCUGAAGCAAUGAUAACAGUGAAGAAAUGCACAGACAAUAUCAGCUAUUUGAAAAGGGUGCUUGUUGAAGAAGCAUUGGGAGAAAUUUUGUUACAGUGUCCUGUCUGAGAUGUGAAAAAUAUCAGAUCCUGGUUUUUCAGGGAUACCCUGAUCUUAAGUUCAGAACAUGAAGGUUUCCAUGUCUUGCUUCAAUAAAUCACUUUCCUUGCAUUAAA
Ochotona curzoniae (black-lipped pika) is the source of this 449-nucleotide messenger RNA. Its product is annotated as secretoglobin family 1D member 2-like. Bases 70 to 342 code for a protein of 90 amino acids. The transcript has 3 exons. Gene Ontology annotation, biological process: signal transduction. The record is from RefSeq and is a predicted model, not a curated record. Lineage: Eukaryota; Metazoa; Chordata; Mammalia; Lagomorpha; Ochotonidae.